ACACUCAUGCGCAGGCGCAAACUGCUGCCGCCGCCGAGCCCUCUCGCGCAGGCGUGCUGUCCCUCGCUUCGGGACGGACGCUCCCGAGGCGAGAGAUUUCCAGGACAGGGCAGCGUCAACGGUGAUCAGCCAGGAAAAAGCAUUAGGGACGCCCCCGCCGCCGCGCAGCAGCUCGGGGACGUCCGCUGGCCGGACCCCACGGGGGAGACUGGCCAUGGCCGCCCGGCGCAUCACCCAGGAGACCUUCGACGCGGCCGUGCGGGAGAACAUCCGGGAGUUUGAGAUGGGGCCGGAGGACGCGGUGGCGGAGGCCGUGGAGCAGUUCGAGUCCCAAGGGGUUGAUCUCAGCAACAUUGUGAAGACGGCACCGAAAGUGGCCACGGACGGAUCCCAGGAGCCAAAGCACGACGUCCUGCAGGCCCUGGAUGCCCUGCAGGAGAGCGUGGCCAGCGCGCGCCCCCAGGAGGUGUUGGCCCACCUCGCCCGCUUCUGCGAGCAGUGCCAGCGGCACAAGGGCUGCCGCUUCCUGGCAGCACAGCACGGCGCCUACUCGGUGCUCCUCGCCGCCUGGCAGCUGGCCGCAGUGGGCAACCAGGACCUCCUGCUCCUGGCCCUCGACGCCCUCUCGGCGCUGACUGAUGGCCAACCCGACCUCCUGGAUGCCCAGGGCCGGAGGCUGCUGGUGGCCACGCUGGCCCGGCACGCCGACACGGCCGAGCUGACCUGCUCGGGGCUGCGCUGCGUGCGCCACGCCUGCCUGCGGCACGAGCGCAACCGGCAGGACCUGGUGAGGGACGGCGUGCUGCCCCUGCUGACCGGCGCCAUCACCCGGCAUGGCCGCCAUGCCGACGUGGUCAGGGAGGCCUGCUGCGCUCUGCGGAUCAUGACCUUCGACGAUGACAUCCGCGUCCCCUUUGGCCACGCCCACGCCCACGCCAAGAUGAUCGUGCAGGAGAACAAGGGCCUGUGGGUCCUCAUCGAGGCCGCCAGAGCCUUCCCCGACAACCCCGGCGUCCUGGGCGAGCUGUGUGGCGCCCUGUCCCGCCUGGCCGUCCGCAACGAGUUCUGCCAGGAGAUGGUGGACCUCGGGGGUCUCGACGUCCUGCUGGGCCCACUGGCCGACGGCGCCGAUCACCAGGACCUCGUGAAGCAGGCCCUGAGUGCCCUGCGGGCCAUCGCCGGCAACGACGACGUGAAGGAUGCCAUCGUCCGCGCCGGCGGGACAGAGGCCAUCGUGGGCGCCAUGACCCGGCACCUGGCCAGCCCCCAGGUGUGUGAGCAGAGCUGCGCGGCCCUGGGCGCCCUCGCCCUGCGCAAGCCGGAGAACAGCCGGGUCAUCGUGGAGGGCGGCGGCGCCCUGGCGGCCCUGCAGGCCAUGGAGGCGCACCCGCGGGAGGCCGGCGUGCAGAAACAGGCCUGCAUGCUCAUCCGCAACCUGGUGGCCCGCAGCCAGGCCUUCUCUCAGCCCCUCCUGGAGCUGGGGGCCGAGGCCCUCAUCGCACAGGCCCGUGCCGCCCACCCAGACUGCGAGGACGUGGCCAAGGCCGCCCUACGGGACCUGGGCUGCCGCGUGGAGCUCCGUGAGCUGUGGACAGGCCAGAAGGGUGACUUGGCACCGUGACCGCAGCUUAGCUGGGCGGCAGCUCUGGAGUGGGGAGACCCGUGUCCCACCACACCACCCCCUCCCCUCCCAGCAAGAGGGUGGGCGCAAGUGGGCGUCUGCACAUGGACAGCAGCCCCUGGGGACCUGGCCGCCCCCUGCCCCGCACCCUUCCAUCCAGAAGGACUUUGUCAGCUUGGGGGGCACAGGGCACAGUCCCCGGCCCCCGUCCUGAGCGAAACGUGGCAGCUGCCGCCGACCAGUGUCAGCGGCUUGUGGUCCUGACGUGCGGGCCCUCUCCUCAGUCUCCCACCCAUAAAGGGGUCUCGCUCCUCUCCUUUCUGGCUGGGGGGGCCUGGCGUCAGUCUCUGGGGCCCUGGGUGAGCUGUGGAGGGCCCCACUGUGGUCAGGGGGCUCAGCCAGUGGCCACAGGGCAACAUGAGGGGCAGCGAAGGGUUUUGUGUGUCCUUUUAGGUGAACUUGAGAGCAGUUGUAGGUUUGCAGAAAAGUGAUUGGGUUCCCAUUCCCCUACACACAGCUUCCCCGGUUCAUAACCCCUCUCGGUGGUGUUUGUUACAAGGGAUGAGCUAAUUGUUUUUAUAAUUAUACAAACCAAAGUCCACAGUUA
Choloepus didactylus (southern two-toed sloth) is the source of this 2228-nucleotide messenger RNA. It is a transcript of the gene ARMC6, whose product is annotated as armadillo repeat containing 6. The record is from RefSeq and is a predicted model, not a curated record. NCBI's taxonomy places the organism in Eukaryota, Metazoa, Chordata, Mammalia, Pilosa, Megalonychidae. The coding region runs from base 215 to 1621 and encodes 468 amino acids. Gene Ontology annotation, molecular function: protein binding. Gene Ontology annotation, biological process: hematopoietic progenitor cell differentiation. The transcript is spliced from 8 exons.